Mesorhabditis belari is the source of this 1137-nucleotide messenger RNA. The record is from the annotation of a GenBank genome assembly. NCBI's taxonomy places the organism in Eukaryota, Metazoa, Nematoda, Chromadorea, Rhabditida, Rhabditidae.
AUGCAAAAAGCCGACUUCAUCGCCACCCCGUUCUACAUUUGUCGUGGGAUCAAUGCAACGAACAAAGAUCGCGCGAUCAAUUCGAUCAAGAAAUGCCAGAGAUGCAAGAGCACAAACACCCACGCGGAUACUCUUCUCGCGCCAGCUGGUCACUGUUAUCAAAUCAUCUUCGAGUGUUUCACGUGUGGCCUUCGUUUGGAUAUCUUUGAGAGGGAUUUGUAUUCGGUGGAAGACUACUGCUCGGAAACAGUCGCUGAACCGCUACAAGCAUCCACUUCAUCACACGGCGAUGUGGAUCUUCGGAAUUUACCCGCACAAAUGCCACCGGUGAUUUCGGCAAAUGGAACAAGGAAAGUACUGCUAAAUCUACCAGCCUCGAAAAUCUCUGCUUCAAAUAUCACCGCUUUUAACAACGAUGAUGACACAGAAACGGUGGACGAGCAAGCGGCAAAAAAUGUCGUUCCUGAUGCAAAUGAGUUGGCUAGUCUAUGUCUGAAUACAAGAAUGGAUAUCGAAUUUGGUCACGCCUGGCUAGCUGCGCAAAAAGUGAAACAGCAAUUCGAGUUGGAGCAACGGAUUCGCGCGGAAUUUCAAGCACGAGAGAACCGGAGAAGGGCUUUUGAACAGAAACGAUUGGAAGCACAGAGAGCCAAAUUCGGUCAACUCAAAGCGGAGCGCGAGGAUCGACUGCAUAUUUUUGUGGAUCGAGUUCGCCAGUGGGCGUCUGGAAGAGUGUGUAACUGGCCAAAGAUUUACGAGAUUUGCAAAAACCCUACUCAUCCCUAUGGCAUUAAUAUGGAUAUGUUAUGUGACUUCUACGAGGCGUUUCUUGUUUGGCAAUCGGAAGGCAGCACUCCUUUCCCAGGGAAGGUCGAUCCAGUAGCACGAGAGUUGGCUUCAUACUGGCAAUUUGGUGAGCGUUUGGCGAUCACGGCCGAGUUUCGGGUCUAUUUCGAGGAAAUUUGUAAGGAAGAUCAUCGCAAGCGGCAACUAGCAAUGGCUCCUCCGCCUCAACCGAUAAAAAUAAUACCGCCAGUUCCUCCUCCACCACAGCGAAUAUCUCCAUUUCUUCAAAUCCCUCUUCCAGCCGCUUCCAUGCAGCAAAUCCCUCAAGUACCCCGUUUCUCGCAACGCUGG